AUGGAAUCCGAACUCAUCCAUAGAAUCAAAGCGUACCGCUUUGUCGCCUAUUCCGCUGUUGCAUUCUCUGUAGUAGCUGUUCUCUCAGUAUGCAUCACUCUCCCCAUGGUUUACAACUAUGUACAUCAUGUUAAGAGAUCCAUGCACAACGAGAUUAACUUCUGCAAGACUUCAGCUAAGGACAUUUGGUCUGAAGUAAGCCAUUUGAGAGCUGUCCCAACCGUCAACAGAACUGCUCGUCAAGCCUACGAUUCAUAUGAUAGCGGAGUUAACGGAGGAAACAACUAUCAAGUUCGCGCAGGAGAUUGCAAUGCUUGCUGUCUCCCAGGACCAGCUGGACCAGCUGGAACUCCAGGAAAACCAGGAAACCCAGGAAGACCAGGAGCACCAGGAAUGCCAGGAAACCCAGGAAAACCAAACACUCAACCAUGCUCCUACGUUACUCCACCACCAUGCCAACCAUGCCCUGCCGGACCACCAGGACCAGCUGGACCACCAGGACCACCAGGAGACGCUGGAAUGCCAGGACAACCAGGACAAGGUGGAGGAUACGCCAUGCCAGGAUUACCAGGACCAAAGGGACCACCAGGACCUUCCGGAAACCCAGGAGCUCCAGGAGCCCCAGGACAACCAGGAAAGGAUGCUCCAAACGAGUACCCAACUCCAGGAGAGCCAGGACCAGCUGGACCACAAGGACCACCAGGAACUCCAGGAACACCUGGACAACCAGGAACUGAUGGACACCCAGGACAACCAGGAUCUAAGGGACCAAACGGACAACCAGGUCAACCUGGAGGCAAUGGAAACCCAGGAGCUCCAGGACAACCAGGAACACCAGGACCAGCAGGAGAGAAGGGUAUCUGCCCCAAGUACUGCGCUAUCGACGGAGGAGUCUUCUUCGAGGACGGAACUCGCCGUUAA
Molecule: messenger RNA, 921 nt
Organism: Auanema sp. JU1783
Lineage: Eukaryota; Metazoa; Nematoda; Chromadorea; Rhabditida; Rhabditidae
Source: the annotation of a GenBank genome assembly